AUUCAUCUCACACUCCUCUCCUCACUUGCCUUCUCACAUGGCUUCUUCUCUUAAUACUACCAAUAUUUUCACCUCACCAAGUUUUCGAAACAACACAAAAACAAAUGUGCACUCUUCUAUUCAAGUCCCUUCUAUUCCAUUCUCCCCAAACAAAUCGAGCACAACUUAUCAAACACCUUGUAAUAAUAAUAAUAAUAAUAGUCCUCCAAUUCCGAAAUGGAAUAUAUUGCAAAAGGCCGCGGCGAUGGCAUUAGAUGCGGUCGAAAGUGCGAUUAUUUCGCGGGAAUUGCAGCACCCGCUGCCGAAAACAACAGACCCCGAAAUUCAAAUUGCGGGCAACUUUGCUCCCGUGCCUGAACAGCCUGUGAAGCAAAAUCUUUCGGUUUCGGGAAAAAUCCCCGAAUGUAUAAACGGAGUGUACGUUCGCAACGGAGCCAAUCCGCACUUCGAGCCGAAAGCAGGGCACCAUUUAUUCGACGGGGAUGGGAUGGUUCACGCGGUCCAGUUCAAGAACGGCUCAGCCAGCUACGCUUGCCGCUUCACCGAGACCGAAAGGCUUGUGCAGGAACGUAGCUUAGGAAGGCCUGCUUUCCCGAAAGCCAUUGGUGAGCUCCAUGGCCAUUCCGGGAUAGCGCGGCUCGCGCUUUUCUACGCUCGCGGCAUGUUCGGACUUCUUGAUCAUAAGCAUGGCAUGGGGGUUGCGAAUGCGGGGUUGGUUUAUUUUAAUGAUCGGCUUCUAGCUAUGUCUGAAGAUGAUUUACCGUAUCAUGUUCGGGUUGGUCCAUCAGGUGACCUUGAAACAAUUGGAAGGUAUAAUUUUGAUGGUCAGCUUGAUUCGACUAUGAUUGCUCACCCGAAAAUCGACCCCGAAACUAGCGAACUUUUUGCUCUUAGUUAUAAUGUAAUUCAGAAGCCGUACCUUAAAUACUUUCGAUUCUCUAGUGACGGAUCCAAGUCCGAAGACGUGGAUAUCCAGCUCUCUGAUCCCACCAUGAUGCAUGAUUUCGCGAUCACGGAGAAUUUCGUGGUGAUUCCUGAUCAACAGGUGGUUUUCAAAAUGUCUGAGAUGAUUCAAGGCGGUUCCCCGGUUGUGUAUGACAAGAAUAAAGUAUCGCGUUUCGGGGUUUUGGAUAAGUAUGCUAGUGAUGCUUCGGGGAUCAAAUGGGUUGAAGUUCCGGAUUGUUUUUGUUUUCAUCUCUGGAAUGCGUGGGAAGAAAAGGAGACUGAUGAAGUUGUGGUGAUCGGAUCUUGCAUGACUCCAGCCGACUCGAUUUUUAACGAAUGCGACGAAGGUUUACAAAGUGUUCUGUCCGAAAUCAGGCUAAAUUUGAAGACAGGGAAAUCAAUUAGAAGACCAAUUCUGUCUUGCGAUGAUCAAGUGAACUUGGAAGCAGGGAUGGUGAACAAAAAUAUGCUAGGCAGAAAGACGCAAUUCGCGUACUUAGCGAUCGCUGAGCCAUGGCCUAAAGUUUCGGGUUUUGCGAAAGUGGACUUGUCUAGCGGCCAAGUGAACAAGUUCUUUUACGGGGAUGAGAAAUACGGAGGCGAGCCUCUAUUUUUCCCGAACCCUGAAUCGAAAAAUGAAGACGAUGGGUACAUCUUGGCGUUUGUUCACGACGAGAAGAACUGGGAAUCGGAACUUCAAAUCGUUAAUGCCGUGACUCUGGAGCUAGAGGCCUCGAUUAAGCUUCCGUCCAGAGUGCCGUAUGGUUUUCAUGGGACAUUCAUUAGUGCGAAAGAUUUGGAAACCCAGGCCUAGUUAGUGAUGGAAUUAGUAAGGCAUUUUUUAGUUAUUAGAGCGGCCAAGAUUUACAAUAGGGAUAGUUGUGGACAUAUUAUUAUAUCUUCAUUUCUUUGCAGUUCUAGUUCAUGGGGAGUUUGAAGGAUCAGCUUGUAGCUUUAGGGUAAAGUAGAAUUUGAGCUCAGCUGGUUUCUGGUUAGCAGAAGUUUCUUCAAAAGAUUAACUUUCGUGUGCCAUGUUAGACUUUCGAAUUUCGAGUGAGAUAUACUGAUUACGUUUGAUAUU
This is a messenger RNA of Daucus carota subsp. sativus, 2026 nucleotides long. RefSeq names its product 9-cis-epoxycarotenoid dioxygenase NCED1, chloroplastic-like. The record is from RefSeq and is marked provisional. Gene Ontology annotation, biological process: carotene catabolic process. Gene Ontology annotation, cellular component: chloroplast stroma. Gene Ontology annotation, molecular function: carotenoid dioxygenase activity. Lineage: Eukaryota; Viridiplantae; Streptophyta; Magnoliopsida; Apiales; Apiaceae.